AUGAAAGAGAUGAGCCGGACUUCGUGGAUGAUGAAAGAGAUGAGCCGGACUUCGUGGAUGAUGAAAGAGAUGAGCCGGACUUCGGGGAUGAUGAAAGAGAUGAGCCGGACUUCGUGGAUGAUGAAAGAGAUGAGCCGGACUUCGUGGAUGAUGAAAGAGAUGAGCCGGACUUCGGGGAUGAUGAAAGAGAUGAGCCGGACUUCGGGGAUAAUGAAAGAGAUGAGCCGGACUUCGGGGAUGAUGAAAGAGAUGAGCCG
Messenger RNA from Paramuricea clavata, 257 nucleotides. Lineage: Eukaryota; Metazoa; Cnidaria; Anthozoa; Malacalcyonacea; Plexauridae. The record is from the annotation of a GenBank genome assembly.